GACGGUCAUUUAUGUACCUCCCCCUUCUGUAAUGGAAUGACCCAUCUUUCAUGAUUGCACAAUGAACCGUGAAACUUCACGCUGCAGUUUUCGUGCUACACCCGGAAGUAAACUAUUCGUACUUUUGUUCUCCUCGUUCAAGACAUUUUCAAGACAUUCUUGGGCAUCAACUUGACGGGAUUGUGACCAUAUCUUCAACAUUUUAGUCUCAGGAGCUCAGUGCUGCAGAAAGAGUGACGCCAGCAGCGUGCGGACAGCACAACCAUGUUUCACUUUAUCCUGUUUGCCUUGCUGUUUCAUCAGACGAUAUGCCAAACCACUGAUUGGGUCAGCCUGUUCGGAACGUAUUCCAAUCAACUACUUCCAAACAAUGACGACCUGACGCUCCGAGGUGUGUCCCUUGAAGAGUGUGCCAGAAGGUGUGUCGAGGAACCCGCCUUUGUCUGUCGGUCCUUCGAGUUCACAACUUCGACUUCUCCCCGAAUUUGUCAUCUUAGUAGAGAAAACAGAGCUUCUACAGGGACAAGUCUACGCAGUGCACCUGGGGUUUUCUAUUACGAAAAGACGGAAACCGUGGUGGAUACCGUCCUCAUCAACCAGUACCCGCUGGUGCCGUACCCGACUGCCGGGAGGACGUGGUGGACAUGUCGGAGCGUGCAAGCCAUUGAUGGAGGACCCCAGCAUGCUAGAUACUACUUUAAAUUGGAAUACGUUUACACCGUAGAUAAUAACAAUGGAUAUUUUACGGCAACACGAUCCACAAACACAGGGGUAGGGUUUGUACGAGUUGUCGUACCAAACAAUAACGGAGUGUCUAAUCUGCCGAUCGGAGUCUUUUCUUGCUCAGGAAAACAAGGUGACCGACUCUCCAAGGUGUCUACGGUCAAGAUGUCUGCACAAGCUCCCUUAAAGCCCACAUCAACGACCCUGACAGUGAACUUUGGGGAUCCCAUUAUACUGAUGACGUCAGAGACCGGUGGAAGUGGUGACGUUGUCUGGGAGAAACGCAGUGUAUCUAACGUGCUGAAUAACUGGCAAACGGUCGGGACCAGCUUAGACGUGACGUCACAAGCACAGGUGUCAGAUGAGGGAAACUACGUGUUCUACAGAGAGAAUGAACAAGACAGGGCAUUAGUCGGGAUCACACGUGUUAUUGUCAGGGAAUGUCCUGCUGGCAAGUAUGGAGUUCCGUCAUGUAUCUACGACUGUCCAGUCUGUUAUCAUGGUGGCUGGUGUGAUGACGUCAGCGGGGAAUGCGUGUGUCCGCCAGGGUUCAUGGGAAAGAACUGUGAAAUAGGGUGCAAUCGUAUCAACUACGGACAGAGCUGUCAGUGGGACUGUAACAAUGACGACAUCGCCGGCAACAACGCUAACCCGAACUGCGAGCGGGUGAUGCUGUGUCUCCCUGAUCCUUACGGCUGCUCCUGUGCCCGGGGAUGGAAGGGGCUAGACUGUCAAACACCAUGUGCAGGUGGUGAAUACGGAGCUGGCUGUACACAGCGGUGUGACUGUAAGAACGGUGGGACCUGUGACGUGAUAAAGGGGUGUGUCUGUGUGGGGGACUGGACUGGACCAUCAUGUGAAGACAAAAAGUUCAGGCUCGUAGUCGACCCACCUUCCCUACACAUCACAAAUGCCACCGGCACUGCUGACGUCACGGUCACGUGUUCCUGCCACCCCUGGGGAGAGGACGACUGUCCCGUACUAACUGUCCAACGCGUGGAUAAUGGGGAGGCACUUCAAAAUACGCGCAGCUUUCCAGACGAGGCCAACAGCCGCUGGAAAGCCCUUAGGCUCACCCCUCAACAGAAGUUAGCCACACUGAGGUUUGGCUGUAGCGCUGGCGAUGGUUCUGGGUAUCAAGACGCUGUGGAAUUUAGAGUUACAGGUAGUCGAUGA
Branchiostoma floridae (Florida lancelet) is the source of this 1899-nucleotide messenger RNA. RefSeq names its product angiopoietin-1 receptor-like. Lineage: Eukaryota; Metazoa; Chordata; Leptocardii; Amphioxiformes; Branchiostomatidae. The transcript has 10 exons. The record is from RefSeq and is a predicted model, not a curated record. The coding region runs from base 265 to 1899 and encodes 544 amino acids.